GAUUCAAAGCACAAGGUGAUGAUUUUGGAUGACAAUGAAGCUCUUCAACUCUUUAGCAUGCAUGCUUUCAUGGAAAAAGAACCAUUGAAGGAUUAUGUGGACCUAUCUAAACAAGUAACAAAAUAUGCUCAAGGUCUUCCACUAGCUUUAACAGUGCUAGGUUCGGAUCUAAAAGGUCAAAGUAUACUUCAAUGGAAAAGUGCGUUGGAUAAAUAUAAAAACAUUCCAAAUGGUAAUAUUCAAAAAGUACUGUUAGUGAGUUAUGAAGGUCUAGAUGAUACUAAGGGGGACAUAUUCCUUGAUAUUGCAUUUUUCUUCAAAGGAGAAUAUUUGGCUAAUGUCAUGAAAAUAUUUGAUUGUUGUGGUUUUUUUCCGGUUCAUGGAAUCAAGAGGCUUACAGGCAAGUGUCUUAUUACUAUUGAAGGGAGAAAUGAAUAUGUUCAGAUGCAUGACUUGCUACAAGAUAUGGGACGAGAAAUUGUUCGACUAGAAUCACCCAAAGAACCUAGCAAACGUAGUAGACUGUGGUUUCACGAGGAUAUCCGUGAAGUCUUGGAAGAAAGUACGGGGCCAAACAAAAUUGAAGGCAUACUAGUAGAUUUACCUGAAGGCAAUGAGGAGAUAAGCUUGCAUCCUGAAGCAUUUCAACAUAUGGAAAGACUUAGAAUCUUUAUAAAUCAUAAUGCACAUUUUUCUUGUGGACCCAAUUAUCUCUCCGACAAGAUAAGAAUACAUGAUUGUUAUAAAUAUCCUCUAGAGUCUUUGCCAUGUAAUUUCCAAGGGAAGAAACUCAUUGUCUUUAGGAUGCGUCAUAGCCUCAUGAAGGAGUAACGGGAUGGAUUCAAGCCCAAGAAUUUGACGACUAUGACUUUCUUUGAUUGUAAAUUCUUGAAAAAGAUUCCGGAUCUUUCGAGCAUCUCAAAUUUGAAGGAAUUGAGUAUCCAAAAUUGUAGAAGAUUAGUUGAGGUGCAUGAUUCCGUUGGAUCUUUGGAAAAUCUUUCUCGGUUGGAUUUUGAAGGAUGCUCUAAACUCCAAAUCCUUCCAAGAAGCCUCAAGUCGAGAUCUUUACACCGGCUUCUUCUUGGCGAUUGCUCAAGCCUUCGUUAUCUUCCUGAAAUCGAGUGUAAAAUGGAAUCUUUAAGUUCAUUGGAUCUACAUUGCACCGCAAUAGAAGAACUACCUUUAUCCAUUGGGAACCUCGUAGGACUCCAUCAUUUA
Molecule: messenger RNA, 1218 nt
Organism: Juglans microcarpa x Juglans regia
Lineage: Eukaryota; Viridiplantae; Streptophyta; Magnoliopsida; Fagales; Juglandaceae
Product: TMV resistance protein N-like
Exons: 3
Coding region: 19-831 (270 amino acids)
Biological process (GO): defense response
Molecular function (GO): ADP binding
Source: RefSeq, a predicted model, not a curated record